AUGGAUAUUCAGUCAAACUGGAAACUCGGACGUGCAGCCCAAUUAUCUUUUCCAGCCACUGGCACAGGAUUAAUUACCUGUCUAACCAUUCACGAUGACACCAUCAUCUCUGCAUCCGACGAUUCAAGCAUCACAAUCACCGACAUCAACACCGGCAAAUUUAUAAAAUCUCUCCAAGGACACAAGGGAGGAGUCUGGUCUAUGGAGGUUUUUGGCAAUAGUCUAGUCACAGGCUCUACAGACCGGACUGUUCGCAUCUGGGAUAUCCAGGCCGGGUUGUGUACUCAUAUAUUCACCGGAUUUACCUCUUCAGUCCGAUCAUUAGCCCUGGUAAUACCAGCAUUACUAAAAGGUGACAAACCCGAGCCUUUGGCCCCUUUGAUAGUAGCAGGAUCACGCGAUGCUUCAAUCCGUGUCUGGUGCUUGCCAGAUCCUGCCGAUCCAGAAUACAAUGAUCCCGAGCCUGACGUCUGGCUUCUCCACACCUUGCAAGGGCAUGAAAAGACUGUCCGGGCCAUCGAUGCGAUUGGAAAUGUGCUGGUCGCAGGCAGUUACGACAAUGCAGUCAGUGUCUGGGAUCUCGAGACUGGCCAGUUGGCUCAUCGCAUGGAAGGCCACGAGAAUCAAGUCACUUGCAUUGCCUUGCAUUCGGCGUCUAAUAGGUGCUUUAGUGGUUCGCUGGACAAUACCAUUCGUGUCUGGGACACCGUUACUGGCGAAUGCAUUAAAGUGCUCAAGAAACACUACGAUAAUGUCCACAGCCUGACCCUCACUACAGACUACCUCGUGUCUGCUUCUGCGGAUGGAAAUGUGCGUAUUUGGUCAUUGGAUAGUCUGGAAUGCGAACAGAUCAUCAUCUGCUAUCCCUUAGGUGCAAAACAUCUGUUUGCAGACGACAACAUGCUCUUGACAGGUUCGAUUCAGGGUGUUCAGAUGUGGAAUAUCAAGACCGGCAGACUCGUGAAAGAUUUAAUUACGGAUAUCGACUGUGUUCAACACAUGGUUGUCGAUGAACGCAGAUGUGUUACGGUUACAUGCACUAAUGAUAUCAUUGGAUUCCGUGUUUUGGACUUUGGUGCUGAGCCAAAAGAGGUUGAAUUGGAGGACAAUACGGAUGAAGCGGUUGAAUUUACAGAUAUAGUAGAAGAUUCAAAAAGCUCAAAGGAAACUAAAGAUACAGAAAAAGUACAAGUAGAAGAGCCAGCAGAAGAAGUAGAAGCAAGAGACGUAAAUGAUAUAAUCUAUCAAGAUGAAAACAAGCCAAACACAAUCAUUUUCAACCGAGAAGAAAUAGCUGUAUAGACAAUACACUCCCACACACACACACACACUCACACAUAUACACAUAUACACAUAUCCACUCACCUUACACCCACAUAUUAUUAUAUAUUUGCCUACACUGUAGGAAGUGGCAGAAUUUAUAACUCCGGCAUAGUUAUAUCAUAUACGGAUCAUAUAUAUUUCCUAUGAGUCUGGAGUUAUAGAUUCUGCCAAUAGCAUGUCAGCUUCUAGUAAAUUAAAAUCAUUUACAGUGAAUACUAUUUAUGGAAUUUC
Molecule: messenger RNA, 1554 nt
Organism: Phycomyces blakesleeanus NRRL 1555(-)
Lineage: Eukaryota; Fungi; Mucoromycota; Mucoromycetes; Mucorales; Phycomycetaceae
Exons: 2
Coding region: 1-1302 (433 amino acids)
Biological process (GO): proteasome-mediated ubiquitin-dependent protein catabolic process; ubiquitin recycling
Cellular component (GO): nucleus; cytoplasm
Molecular function (GO): ubiquitin binding
Source: RefSeq, a predicted model, not a curated record